Messenger RNA from Myotis lucifugus (little brown bat), 2328 nucleotides. RefSeq names its product potassium voltage-gated channel subfamily D member 2 (gene KCND2). Gene Ontology annotation, biological process: protein homooligomerization; potassium ion transmembrane transport. The coding region runs from base 409 to 2301 and encodes 630 amino acids. NCBI's taxonomy places the organism in Eukaryota, Metazoa, Chordata, Mammalia, Chiroptera, Vespertilionidae. The transcript has 6 exons. Gene Ontology annotation, cellular component: voltage-gated potassium channel complex; membrane. Gene Ontology annotation, molecular function: A-type (transient outward) potassium channel activity; protein binding; voltage-gated monoatomic ion channel activity involved in regulation of postsynaptic membrane potential. The record is from RefSeq and is a predicted model, not a curated record.
GAAUACCACUGAGCGACUGUCCUUGGUUGUCUCUACACUACUACACAAAGCAAACCAACCCCACGCUCUCCGCGUGUCAGAGGAGGAAGCAAAGACACCUGUUUGAAGAAAUCGUUGUAUUCAAAGCCACCUGUGUACUUAUUUGUACCAGGAGUGGCCUGGUCCACCUGCCGGGAAAGGUCUGGGCGUGAUUGCUAGGACCCUGUAUUUUGCAAAUAGCUGUCUUGGAGGGCAACUUGCCCUCCUGAAAACUGUGACCUCACCAGGAGCCCCACCGAGGAAUAGGAGUGAUACCCCUGGGCCGCCUUCCUCUGGAGCGUUUACUUGACCAGAGGGAGUGGGUGGUUGGGGCUACUUUGACCUACUGUCCAGGCCCGAUUGCCCGUCUGGCCUCCACGUCAAGGCACCAUGGCUGCGGGGGUAGCGGCAUGGCUGCCCUUUGCCAGGGCAGCGGCCAUCGGGUGGAUGCCCGUGGCCUCGGGCCCCAUGCCAGCUCCCCCGAGGCAGGAGAGAAAAAGGACCCAGGACGCUCUGAUCGUGCUGAACGUGAGUGGCACCCGUUUCCAAACGUGGCAGGACACCCUGGAGCGGUACCCGGACACCCUGCUGGGCAGUUCCGAGAGGGACUUCUUCUACCACCCGGAGACCCAGCAGUAUUUUUUUGACCGGGACCCGGACAUCUUCCGCCACAUCCUGAACUUCUACCGCACCGGCAAGCUCCACUAUCCUCGCCACGAGUGCAUCUCCGCCUACGACGAAGAGCUGGCCUUCUUUGGCCUCAUCCCCGAGAUCAUCGGCGACUGCUGCUACGAGGAGUACAAGGACCGCCGGCGGGAGAACGCCGAGCGCCUGCAGGACGACGCGGACUCGGACAGCACCGGCGAGAACGCGCUGCCCACCAUGACUGCCCGGCAGAAGGUCUGGCGGGCCUUCGAGAACCCCCACACCAGCACGAUGGCCCUGGUGUUCUACUAUGUCACCGGCUUCUUCAUCGCCGUCUCGGUCAUCGCGAACGUGGUGGAGACGGUGCCCUGUGGGUCCAGCCCGGGGCACAUCAAGGAGCUGCCCUGCGGGGAGCGGUACGCCGUGGCCUUCUUCUGCCUGGACACGGCCUGCGUCAUGAUCUUCACGGUGGAGUACCUGCUGCGCCUGGCUGCGGCCCCCAGUCGCUACCGCUUCGUCCGGAGCGUCAUGAGCAUCAUCGACGUGGUGGCCAUCCUGCCUUAUUACAUCGGGCUGGUCAUGACAGACAAUGAGGAUGUGAGCGGGGCCUUUGUCACCCUCCGCGUCUUCCGUGUCUUCCGGAUCUUUAAGUUUUCCCGCCACUCGCAAGGCCUGCGCAUCCUGGGCUACACCCUCAAGAGCUGUGCGUCCGAAUUGGGCUUCUUGCUCUUCUCGCUCACCAUGGCUAUCAUCAUUUUCGCGACCGUGAUGUUCUACGCCGAGAAGGGGUCUUCCGCCACCAAGUUCACCAGCAUUCCUGCGGCCUUCUGGUAUACCAUUGUCACCAUGACAACACUAGGGUAUGGUGACAUGGUACCAAAAACCAUAGCAGGGAAGAUUUUUGGAUCCAUCUGCUCGUUGAGUGGGGUCUUGGUCAUUGCUCUACCCGUUCCAGUGAUUGUAUCCAACUUCAGUCGGAUCUACCACCAAAAUCAACGCGCAGACAAAAGGAGGGCACAAAAGAAAGCCAGACUCGCCAGGAUACGGGCAGCCAAAAGCGGAAGUGCAAAUGCUUACAUGCAAAGUAAACGGAAUGGUUUGCUCAGUAAUCAACUGCAGUCCUCUGAGGAUGAGCAGGCCUUUGUCAGCAAAUACAGCUCCAGCUUUGAAAGCCAGCACCACCACCUGCUUCACUGCUUGGAAAAGACCACGAAUCACGAGUUUGUGGAUGAACAAGUGUUUGAAGAAAGCUGCAUGGAGGUUUCGACUGUUAAUCGUCCUUCAAGUCAUAGUCCCUCUCUCUCUUCACAACAAGGAGUCACCGGCACUUGCUGUUCACGACGACACAAAAAAACUUUCCGCAUCCCAAGUGCCAAUGUAUCAGGAAGCCAUCGAGGCAGUGUGCAAGAACUCAGUACGAUUCAGAUCAGAUGUGUGGAGAGAAACCCGCUAUCUAACAGCCGAUCCAGUUUAAAUGCCAAAAUGGAAGAAUGUGUUAAACUAAACUGUGAACAACCUUAUGUGACUACAGCAAUAAUAAGCAUCCCAACACCUCCAGUAACCACUCCCGAAGGAGAUGACAGGCCAGAGUCUCCCGAAUACUCAGGCGGAAACAUUGUCAGAGUGUCUGCUUUGUAGACAGUUGGAAUCAGGUCUAGCGGAAUU